AUGAAGUUACCAUUGAAAUCUACUGCGAGCUGGAUACAACAGAGUGGAAAGAAUGCUUACCGAAUCUUGUCUUCUUCCACCCGAGCAUCCUCACCUUCUCUUUCUUUGAUUGAAAAACAAAAGACUUUCCUACAAAAUAGCACUAGAAGAAACUAUGCUUGUAAUGGAGGUGGUGGAUGUGGUGGAAACGGUUCCUGCAGAAAACAAUCAUCAUCGGGAGAUCAUCCUGAUAAACCCACUCACUCGCAUAGUUUUGGAGAGUAUACAUCCAACGUUCAGGAAUGCGCAAGUACUGAAAUGGUAAACAUUUAUCUCAAUGGUUUUCCAAUAAGAGUUCCUAAAGGAAGCACAAUUUUGGAGGCUCAAUUAUUCUUCAAUGAUAUGAUUACAAAAACUAACGGUGUUAUCGAUGAAAAGGCCAAAGUUGACAUCCCAACUUUGUGUUAUCAUCCUCGUUUGAAGGAACACUCACCAGCUAACUGUAGAAUUUGUCUUGUUGAAGAAGAAAUUAACCCUCAUGACAUUGAAGAGCAAAUUAGACGAACUGGUCGUCACAUGUACCCUCAAACGGACAAUCAAACCAAGCUUGUACCUUCUUGUGUAAAUAAGGUAAAAGAGGGAGGUUGUUAUUGGACUCAAACUCAAAAAACUUACGAUAAUGCUAAAUCCGUAUUGAAAUUUAUGCUCUCUCAUCACAACUUGGACUGCCCUUCAUGCUCUGCAAAUAAUAUGUGUGAGUUUCAAAACUUGCUUGAAAAGUAUCAUGUUUCCAAGAAGGACAUUCCUCCAUCCUUGAGAGAUUUCUACACUGACACCUCUGAAGAGUUUAAGAAAGUGUCCAACAUUGGAACUCCUGAUUAUUUGACUGAAGGACCAAUUCAAAUUGAUCCCGAUAAGUGUAUUAGAUGUACAAGAUGUAUUAGAACUUGUAACUUCAUCCAAGACCGUGAAGCUCUCUCCAUGUCUGGAAGAGGUCACAACGAACAAGUACAACAAUUGAAUUUGAUUUUGAGUGAGGUCAGUAACUUCACUGAAGGAAGAUCUCCAUGUAUUGCAUGCGGUCAAUGCAGCCAAAUUUGUCCUGUAGGAGCAAUUACUAUUAAGGCCCAACUAGAUGAAGUGGCCGAUUUAUUAAUGCAAAAGAAGCAUACCAGCGCGUUUGUAGGCAAAGAGAAAGAUUAUGUAAUGGUAGCUUCUACGGCACCAGCUGUUCGAGUUGCCAUUUCUGAAGAAUUCUCCAAAGAGCCAGGGUAUUACACUUCUGCUCAAUUAGUUCAAGGACUUAGAAAACUCGGAUUUGACUAUGUUUUCGACACUCUAUUCUCGGCGGACUUGACCAUUAUGGAAGAAGGAACAGAAUUGAUAGGAAGAUUGACCAGCAACCCUCCAGGACCCUUCCCAAUGUACACCUCAUGCUGUCCUGGUUGGGUUAACUUGGUUGAAAAAGAUUUCCCAGAGAUUAUUCCAAACGUCUCUUCAUGUAAAUCGCCACAACAAAUGUUAGGUGCAGUAGUGAGAAAGUAUUGGACUCCAAGGAUGCAACAUGUUCUGAAGGGUAAGAAAGUGAUUCACGUCUCUAUUAUGCCUUGUACUGCCAAGAAGGGUGAGGCUCAACGACCUGAAAUGGGUCACAAGGAUGCUCAAGGCAACUUUAUUCCAGAUAUCGAUUAUGUCUUAACAACCCGAGAGUUGGGCAAACUUUUCAAGAUGAAUCAAAUUAAUGACCUGGAUGAAACCACCGUAGGAAAGGAGUCCCCUGCCUACGAUUCACCAAUUGCCGAGGGUACUGGAGCUGCUGUAAUUUUUGGUGUGACAGGAGGCGUCAUGGAAGCUGCUCUCAGAACUGCCUAUGAAAUUCUUGAAAAGAAGCCACUUCCAAAGUUAAACUUGGAAGAAGUGAGAGGAUUGGAUGGCAUUCGUUCAGCAACCAUUAAGAUUUUAGGUCAAGAUAUUAGGGUGGCUGUUGCUCAUGGAUCUGGAAAUUUGAAGAAACUCGUUGAAUACACCAAGACCUUGAAACCUGAAGAACAGUACCACUUUAUUGAAAUGAUGGCAUGUCCAAGUGGAUGCGUGGGUGGAGGUGGAGAGCCAAAGGUUGUUGAAAAACUUGAGCAUCAAGAUAUUAUCAAGAGAAGACUUCAGUCCAUUUACAAGUUGGAUGAGGCCUCUGUCAUUAGAAAGAGUCACGACAACAAGGAGGUGCAACAAUUAUACAAGGAAUUUUACCACGAACCUUGCAGUGAAGAAGCUCAUCACGAUCUGCACACUCACUAUCACUCACGAAAGCUUUAUAAAUUUACCAAUGAAAAUAAAGAACAAUUUGCAGUUAUUUCGAAUGAGCUGGUUAAGAACAAAUUAGACAUUGGGUCUUCAUUUGAAAUUAAAUCAAGCAUUACAGUAGACUCGGGUAGUAAAAAGGUUCCUUGUUCAUUUGCCAUUAUUGAAGAUUUGACCAUACUUCAAUUCCAAUUUAUUGAUGAAACUCCAUUAGAACAAGAAGAAGAGAAUCAAAUAUUUGACUGGAUUGAGGCCUGUUUAUUCAUUUACAAAGCACACCAAAUAAUCGUCGGAAUAGCUCACAAAGAAAAAUUGAAAGCUAACAUGCCCAGAAUAGCCAGAAAUAUGAGAGUCGAUAAAAAACAACUUCAAGAAGCUUUUAGAAGAUUCACUGGAUCGAAGUUGACAGCAAAAGCAAUGAAAACUUUUUGCAAUUACAUGACCCUUAGUAAAACAAUCAUUAUCCAAAAAGAAUUGAGCUCUCAAAAAACAAUGCAAGAGCUUGAUCAAUUUCGUGAGGCAUUAGCACGAUCAUCUUUCAAAGAGCAUUUAGUGUGUGUUUCUUUGUUUACAGUAUCAUCAUUAACAAACAAGGUACCAAUUGUGGAAGUUAUGGCUGAAAAUCUUGAAAUUGCAGAUCAGAUCGAACAGCAGUUUAGGGAAAUUGUUGAAACAGGGCAAGUGAGAGUUGGUGUUGAAGAAAAACAGGAUAUGAUGACAUUAUUAAAGAAUUCUGUCUCAAUUACUUCAGUAGGCCCAUGA
Molecule: messenger RNA, 3039 nt
Organism: Naegleria fowleri
Lineage: Eukaryota; Heterolobosea; Eutetramitea; Acrasida; Naegleriidae
Exons: 3
Coding region: 1-3039 (1012 amino acids)
Molecular function (GO): ferredoxin hydrogenase activity; iron ion binding; 4 iron, 4 sulfur cluster binding
Source: RefSeq, a predicted model, not a curated record